Molecule: messenger RNA, 2384 nt
Organism: Paramacrobiotus metropolitanus
Lineage: Eukaryota; Metazoa; Tardigrada; Eutardigrada; Parachela; Macrobiotidae
Exons: 5
Coding region: 585-1973 (462 amino acids)
Biological process (GO): axon guidance; ephrin receptor signaling pathway
Cellular component (GO): plasma membrane
Molecular function (GO): ephrin receptor binding
Source: RefSeq, a predicted model, not a curated record
ACAAACUGCAUCACCGGCUGGCUGGGUUCUGAUCUGCGGAUCGGCAUAGAUGCGGGAAUCAUUUGUCAUGAUCGCGCGCUACAGGACGUACUAGUUGUAGUGCAAUUAUGGUCAUCGCUAAUACGAAAAGGCCCGAAAUCUGCCGAAAAGUUGGGUUCGUUUUUGCAAGCAUAAUCGUCUUUAUUGACCGAGCAUUUGCAUUAUGAUUAGUAUUAUCUGUCUGUACAAAUUCUGAUAAGAGUCCAUUGGACUUGAUGCCCAUUUAUUUAUUGCCGGAAAGCCUGUUGAGUGUUCCGAGUGUUAUCGCGGAGCUGUCAGCAAUCCUUUGCCUGCAUAGUCUAAUUUCGGAUAUAUAUAAUAAGUGUAUGAUGAAAAUGUGGGAAAAACGCCAGUUUGCUGAUUGACUGGGGGACUGGUUGUCCACUCAUAUAUAAUGGACAUAAGGAACAGUAAUUAACGCUUGAUUAUACACUGCACAUAUUAUAUGCUCCACGUUCAACCGUCAGCCAUGCGUUGAAACUUUCGCCGGCAUAAAUUUGGGUUAAUCAUUUUUUCUCUUUGCACUCACUCUCUCAUCUCUCUCCAUGCAUAUGAGAGCGUCAUUGGAAUUAUACGGAAAACUAUGUAAUAAAGAAAUGACUUUCUGUCCGUGCCAGUGUGGUAUACAUAGUCGAAAACGGGACGACAUUAGGUCAAGUGGUUAUGCUUGGCCAGGUGAGACGUCAUGCGCCAGCCGAGCGUGUCCAGCCGCAAAUGCCGUACCGGCAACAUCAACAUCCCGCCGCUCCUCCACAUUCUCCUGUUAUUUAAUGUUUCGCUUCUUUUUAUUAAUGCUCAUUGUGGAUGAGCAGCGCCGGUAUAAUCAUGUGAUGGCCCUUCAACUGCCCGAUGUGUACUGGAACUCAUCAAAUCCCAUAUUUCGCAUCGACAACACUGACCACAUCAUCGAUGUCAACAAGAAUCCAGCCGAAUUCGACCGCGUCAACAUUUACUGUCCGAAAGUAGGUCGAACGUCGGCAGUGUCUUCCCGGGGAUCCAUAACGGAUUCCGAGAGUAUAAACUAUAAUUACGACCGACCGGCGGAUUCCUCGUCCCGAGACGGAUAUUACAUAAUCUACAAUGUAUCCAAAGAGGAAUACGAAAGUUGUCGUGUUGUCAAUCCGGCAGCACGCCGGAUGCUUGUCUGUGAUAAUCCCUUUUCGGAUCGUCUUUCCUACGUGACCAUCACUUUCCGUCCCUUUACGCCGCAACCGAAUGGACCAGAAUUUCAUGCCGGUCAUGACUAUUAUUUUAUAUCCACAUCGACGGGAUCAGACACCGGGAUGGAUAAUAAGAUUGGCGGUCGAUGCAGCACGCACAAUAUGAAACUAGUCUUCAAAGUGGCCGGAAAAGACACACCUGACAAUGCAGAUGACGCGUCGACCGUCGAGCCGCCGCCGUUGAAAACGCAUUUUCGCCUGCCCGGCCCGGAACAAUUGACGGCAUACGGGCGAGUGGAUGAUCCGCUGCCGAUCCGCGACGACACCACCACAAUACCUUUGUUUUUCCGUCUGCGCUCCACACAGCCGCCGUCAAUGGGGGGGCUGGGCACACCGCACCGACCAAAGAUUAUGCGAUUCACGCCGGCUCCCAACCGGCCCCUCAGUCCGGCCGCACGGGCUCGCGGCUCCCAUGCGGAUAAGUCGGUUAUCAGUUAUGAUAACAAUGAUCUCACUGAUGCGGAAGGCAAUCGGCCAAAUGGAUUAGAUGAUAUGAGUCGCGCGGCGGAUGGACAGGAUAUUCAGCGCAGCACAACUAACGACUACUUCAAUCUGAUCCGGGAAGAGGAUGCCGCUGUGCCGGGUUCCGCUCGACAGACCAAGGCUCGCGCCAGUAAUCGUGCUUCCUCAUCCAUUACACCGGCUUCCAACUGGAUAUUCCGGCUAGUGGUCAGUCUGCUGCCGCUACUGGCCAUCCAAAGAAUGCGGCGAUAGCCGAUCGACCGACUCGGAUUGUGAGGAACUUCGUCAUCAUCAGCGCCGAAUGAGAGAUUGAGCUGUGCUUGCCGGCGUUUGACGGUGGUCAAGUGUUGACAUAUCCUAAUGAGUGUAAAAUGCAGAAUUUUUAUGAUUCGAGUUUUCCUCCUCUGUCCUCCUCUGCGGUGUGUGCCUUUUGGAUUCCCAUGGUACUGCGCCGCCGUUUACCCAACCAUAAGUCAAAGCGGAGCGCCGCGCGCGGCAGCAAUCGCUUUUAUGGACGGGUUUUUAAUGGCCGCGUCCUGUUAAUUUUAUGUGGACAGGAUAUUGCGGUUUCUCAGAUGGGAUGUUUUUGUUCAGCGAUGCGGGGCCAAAAUUGUGCAGAAAUGUGGUGUAUACAGUUGAGAUUAUUUACUAAUAAAAAGGAAU